UUCAUACUGUGAAUAUUAAUAUGGCAAGUACUCAGGUAGUUUUUAAAAUAGGAAUAUUAAAAUAAUUUUAUCAAAUAUUGUUUGACAUAAGUUCCUAAGCAACUAUUUUGGGUUGAGCGUAUUAAUUUACAUGUAAAGUACUAAAUAUUCAAUAUCUACUAGUUGUUGCUUUGGCGAGCAUAGGUACUUAUGUGUUAGUAAAUUCACAGAAUCUAAUCAAAAGUAUUAAAACCUGUCGUUCCACUUUAUUGUCUCGGAAAAAAUAAGAAGUGAUCUUCAUUUGUUUAAUUUAGUUGGCGUCUGCGACCGUUGUACCCACGAUCGCCUUAAACGAUGGAAACAAAAUUCCGAUAUUAGCACUCGGAACGUACAGUGGGAAGGGUGACAAAAUGCGUCAGACUGUGAACUGGGCUGUGGAAGCGGGUUACAGGCACAUCGAUACUGCGUCUCUGUACCAGAACGAGGCAGAUAUCGGCAAGGGGAUUGCUGAGGUCAUUAAUAAGGGACUCGUGAAGAGGGAGGACCUGUUCAUUACCACCAAGCUGUGGAACGACAAACACAGACGCGAUCAAGUAGUGCCAGCGCUGAAAGAAUCUCUGAGCAGACUCGGUCUCCAAUACGUGGACUUGUAUCUGAUCCACUCACCUGAAUCUGAAAAUGCUGACGGUACUCCUGCUAACAUCGACUAUCUGGACACGUGGAAAGGGAUGGAGGAGGCGAAACAGCUGGGUCUGGCCAAAUCCAUUGGAGUGUCCAACUUCGAUACGGAACAAGUGAAGAGGAUCGUGAAGAACAGUCAGACACCGCCCGCUGUCAACCAGAUUGAGGUUCACGCUGCGAACACCCGCGAACAGCUAGUGUCGGAUAUGCAGAACCUCGGCAUCGCAGUGAUGGCGUACAGUCCUCUCGGGUUCCUGGUGAACAGGGGUCAGGCUUCAGUGCCUCCGCCGCAGCUCGACGACCCGACCCUGACCAAGAUCGCCCAGAAAUACGGCAAGAGUACAACACAAGUCGUGCUACGGUACUUGAUUGACAGAGGUAUGAUUCCGAUCCCUAAGUCAACCAAUCAAGAUCGUUUGCAGCAGAACAUCGAUUUAUUCAACUUCUCCCUCACUCCCGAGGAAGUGGCCACAAUCAACAAGUUUAACGUUAACAAAUCAGUUUUCGAAUAAUGUACC
This is a messenger RNA of Chilo suppressalis (striped riceborer), 1178 nucleotides long. The record is from the annotation of a GenBank genome assembly. Lineage: Eukaryota; Metazoa; Arthropoda; Insecta; Lepidoptera; Crambidae.